AUGAAUAUGUUAGAUGAUGAAGAUGACCAAAGCUUUCACGCUACGCGUGACGGCUACUCCCAUUUGAGCGAUGUCGAAUGGGAUGCGGUUGAACGAAUGGGUUCAACCAUGGGCAUCCAUGCUGUUAGCGUCAUGCUAGAGGCUCUCAAUAGAGAUGCCCAACAUGCUACUAUCGCCAAGUUCAUUCAAAAUGAAGUUGACGCUGAACGCGAGAAAGUAGCCUUGCUUCACCAACAAGUUUCUCAACAAGCAGAGUUGUUGAGAGAACAAGGUGCUCAACAGUUUGAACUGUUGAGACAGCAGCAGGCUGCUGCUGGUGGGUCGAUGCACUCGCGUCGACCCGAAACCUUGAAGAUUGACAUCUCCAAGUAUAGGGGAGUCGAAGAGGACUCCCUCUUGAGAUGUUUCGUCGAAUUGGAUGACGCCAUAAGGGCGCGUCGCAUCGACGACGGGGAUUUGCAAGUUGCAUUUUCCCAGUCAAAUCUGGCAGGACGUGCCAAGACUUGGGCACUGGGGCUCAAGUUGCACGACCCAUAUGCGUUUGGGUCGUUGGAAGUCUUCAAGUCGCGGCUCAGACAAACGUUUGAACCGCCUAGAGCUGAGUUCAGAGCUCGAACCGACUCUUGA
Molecule: messenger RNA, 627 nt
Organism: Peronospora matthiolae
Lineage: Eukaryota; Oomycota; Peronosporomycetes; Peronosporales; Peronosporaceae
Source: the annotation of a GenBank genome assembly